Pteronotus mesoamericanus is the source of this 2156-nucleotide messenger RNA. It is a transcript of the gene PHACTR3, whose product is annotated as phosphatase and actin regulator 3. Lineage: Eukaryota; Metazoa; Chordata; Mammalia; Chiroptera; Mormoopidae. Gene Ontology annotation, biological process: actin cytoskeleton organization. The transcript has 13 exons. Bases 1 to 1683 code for a protein of 560 amino acids. The record is from RefSeq and is a predicted model, not a curated record. Gene Ontology annotation, molecular function: actin binding.
AUGGCCGCGUCCGAGGACGGGAGCGGCUGCCUUGUGUCGCGGGGCCGCUCGCAGAGUGACCCCAGCGUCCUCACCGACGCCUCGGCCACCUCCUCCGCGGACGCCGGGGAGAACCCAGAUGAGAUGGACCCCGCCCCCACAGUGCGCGCGGAGCACCUGGUCUCAGGGACACGGACGCCCCCCGUGCGCAGGAACAGCAAGCUGGCCGCCCUGGGCAGGAUCCUCAAGCCCUGGAAGUGGAGGAAGAAGAAAAGCGAGAAGCUGAAGCACACGACGUCCGUGCUGGAGAAGAAGGUGGCGGGCCGGCAAGGGCGGGAGGAGCUCAUCAAGAAGGGGCUGCUGGAGAUGGUGGAGCAGGAUGCUGAAAGCAAGGUGGGCGGCCCCGACGGAGGCCCCCGUGCAACGCAGAGCGAGCCCUGCACGCCCCGGCAGGAGUCCCCGACGCCGGAGGGUGCCCCGCCGGGGAGACCGCUGGCCGCCGGGACGGACCAGGCGUUCCCGGAUGAGCCGCAGCCCUCGGACCGCCGCUCGGAUGACGCAGCCAGGACACCCUCAGUCUCCAGAGGUGAAGAAGCAGACGCUGCCGGCAGCCUUGCGCCUCCUGCGGGCGAGGCACCCCAAGCCUUAGCUGGGUCCGACUCCCUGGACAGUCCUCCCAGGACCCUGGAGAGGUCCGUGGGCCAGCUCCCCAGUCCCCCGCUGCUGCCCACCCCACCGCCCAAGGCAGGCGCCAAGGCCACGAAAGGUGUCACAGGCCAGGCUGUGCUCCUCCCAGACGCCGGUGGGAAGACCGUGGACCCGCCCCUCCGGGGACAGCUCUCCACGCCCACGGGGUCCCCGCACCCCGCCACCGUCCACCGGCCGCUGCCCCCGAGCCGCGUCAUCGAGGAGCUGCACCGGGCGCUGGCCACCAAGCACCGCCAGGACAGUUUUCAAGGGAGGGACAGUAAAGGGUCCCCAAAGAAGCGGAUGGACGUCCGCCUGUCAAGAACGUCCAGCGUGGAGCGGGGCAAGGAGCGGGAGGAGGCCUGGAGCUCCGACGGGGCCUCAGAGGGCAAGCGGGCGGCGGCCAAGGACUCGGAGGAGAACAAGGAGAACUUGCUCGUGAGCACGGGACUCGAGGACGACCUGCUCCUGUACCAGGACGAGGAGGCGCUGAACGACUCUGUCAUCUCCGGGACGCUGCCCAGGAAGUGCAAGAAGGAGCUGCUGGCCGUGCGGCUGAGGAACCGGCCCAGCAAGCAGGAGCUGGAGGACCGCAACAUCUUCCCCCGGAGGACGGACGAAGAGCGGCAGGAGAUCCGGCAGCAGAUCGAGAUGAAGCUCUCCAAACGCCUGAGCCAAAGACCUGCCGUGGAAGAGCUGGAGAGGAGAAACAUCCUGAAACAGAGGAACGACCAGACGGAGCAGGAGGAAAGGCGAGAAAUCAAGCAAAGGUUGACGAGAAAGCUUAAUCAAAGGCCUACAGUUGAUGAGCUAAGAGACAGAAAGAUCCUGAUACGGUUCAGUGACUACGUGGAAGUGGCGAAAGCCCAGGACUACGACAGGCGGGCGGACAAGCCCUGGACGCGGCUGUCGGCGGCAGACAAGGCAGCGAUUAGGAAAGAGCUCAACGAGUACAAAAGUAACGAGAUGGAGGUGCACGCGUCGAGCAAGCAUUUGACCAGAUUCCACAGGCCAUAGAGAUUUUCUUCUGAGAAGAAUUUGUGUUUAAUUUUUGAUACCAACACUGAACACUCAUCAGGGAACUUUCCUGAAGCUCCGCUCGACUCCCCGCCAUGUUGCGAGAAGAGCGGACGGCGGCCCACGCAGGCGGGGUCCGGCGCACCGGUCUCGGGGCGACGCCAGGACACGCCCCUCUGGCAUCCGAGGGGUGGACCGACCGGGUCGGCCGAGACCCAGAGAACCUGCCGGAGGAAAGCGGUUUGCCCUCGAGCCUGGUUCUCCGUUCCGCGGCCUGGCAGAGGACGGGCGCCGUGCAUGUGCGGGCUCAGCGCCCGGGCCUUGGCGCGAGGGGCCUGUGACGCAGGCAUUGGGUGUUACGUUGAAGAGACAUUUUUCUUCUGAUUAUGGUUGAGUUGAGGACUCUUUAAGUUCAUGUUCCACAAAAUGAUUUACUGUAUUAUACUUUUCCUUUUUUAUAUAAUGUCUAACAA